Condylostylus longicornis is the source of this 1100-nucleotide messenger RNA. RefSeq names its product 60S ribosomal protein L5 (gene RpL5). The transcript is spliced from 4 exons. Gene Ontology annotation, molecular function: 5S rRNA binding; structural constituent of ribosome. NCBI's taxonomy places the organism in Eukaryota, Metazoa, Arthropoda, Insecta, Diptera, Dolichopodidae. Gene Ontology annotation, biological process: translation; ribosomal large subunit assembly. Gene Ontology annotation, cellular component: ribosome; cytosolic large ribosomal subunit. The record is from RefSeq and is a predicted model, not a curated record. Bases 119 to 1012 code for a protein of 297 amino acids.
UUUCGUUAUGUUUCCGGUUGUCAGCUGUCAAACUAACCUGUCCUUUUCCUUUUUGACCCGUUCGGAGUAUAAUUCGUAUAAAUUUCGCGGGUGGAAAUUUUAAAAAUUUUCCCUUAAAAUGGGUUUUGUAAAAGUUGUUAAGAACAAGCAAUAUUUCAAGCGUUACCAAGUUAAAUUCAAGAGGCGACGUGAAGGUAAAACCGAUUACUAUGCAAGAAAACGUCUUAUCUUCCAAGACAAAAAUAAAUAUAAUACACCAAAAUAUCGUCUUAUUGUCCGUUUAAGCAACAAGGAUAUUACGUGUCAAAUAGCCUAUGCACGUAUCGAAGGUGAUAAAAUAGUUUGUGCAGCUUACUCGCAUGAAUUACCAAAAUAUGGUAUUAAGGUUGGAUUAACUAAUUAUGCAGCUGCCUACUGUACUGGUUUAUUAGUAGCCAGACGUAUUCUUCACAAGUUGGGUUUGGACUCUUUAUAUGCUGGAUGUACUGAAGUUACUGGUGAAGAAUACAAUGUUGAGCCAUUAGAUCAAGGUCCAGGUGCAUUCCGUUGCUAUUUGGAUGUAGGUUUAAGCCGAACCACAACUGGAGCUCGUGUAUUUGGUGCAAUGAAAGGUGCCGUUGAUGGUGGUUUAAAUAUACCACAUUCUGUUAAAAGAUUCCCAGGUUAUUCAGCUGAAACAAAAAGUUUUAAUGCUGAAGUUCAUAGAGCUCAUAUUUUUGGUCAACAUGUCGCUGAUUAUAUGAGAACUUUAGAAGAAGAAGAUAAGGAUGCAUUCAAGAAACAAUUCAGCAAAUACAUUGCUUUAGGAAUUCGUGCAGAUGAUCUUGAAGAAGUUUAUAAAAAAGCUCAUGCAUCAAUCCGUAGUGAUCCAACUCAUAAGAAGGUUCAAAAAUCCGGAAUAACUAAGAAGAGAUGGUCAGCUAAGAAGUUGACAUUAGAACAACGUAAGAAGAAGGUUGCUGAACAUAAAGCAGCAUAUAUAGCUAAACUUCAAACUGAAACUGAGGCAUAAAUCAACAUAAAUGUUAAUUAAAAUAGCCUUGGUUAUUGUUUGUUAAAAGAAAAUGAAAAAAAAAUAAAUUCAAUUUUACUAAAGCUAA